GCUCUUUUUAGUCCAUUUGUCGAGCUUGGUUGCCUAGCCUGUUAGAUUAUGUUGUACGUAUGUCAACUGUGGUCUUAUUAUCUGCAGCUGGUAGUUGUUUUUCAAAUGUCAUGGUAGCUAGAAGUUGGUUAUACACCUCGGUAUCCGUUUCUAUGGCAUUUAUUAACCAGGCUCAUUAGGCUAAUAAAUACCAUAGUCCGUGUAUGACCUGUACGACCUAUACUUAAUUGUAAUAGAUUCUGGAAAGGUGUUGGUAGCAAUAUGAGCAAGAUUUACAUAAAUCCAUCAGUUGUGCAUCUCAUGGAGUGCAACGUGAAUGGAAACUCCCAAGGAGAAGAAUACUUGUACAUGUACAUAUCUGUAUAUUGCAGCUAUUGAGCAAUCUAGAGUCCACUAUGUUCUGUCACAAAGUAAAAGUUGAAUCGCCGCUUGAAUUAGAGCCCAAAGGGAGGGAUAUGAUUUCUGCUUAUUUUGUUCCCGAGAAGUUUAAAACGUGGAAGUCUCGCCGUUAUUCGAAAGUGCAGCUAUACAAAUAAGAGUUUUAUAACGCUUUUAAAGUUUCAUAAACACAAUUACAUGUACAAUGUAAAUAAAAAUAUUUUGUUUUUGUUUUCGGAGAUAGCUUUUUGUGCGAAUGGCUGCUAAUCACUAUCAAAGAAGCAGCUUCCUCUUCCUUUGUCGCUGAUUGUCACCCUUAACUGCUGAGCAAUUUAUAUUUCCCACCUCAAUCCCUCCCCCAUCACCUUAUAUGGAAGUAACUGGAUGGAGGAGACUUCUGAUGCUACUACUUGCUGUCUUGUCCUGGACAAAAGCUGGUUAGAAGAAGUACCAAAGAUAACUUGCAAGGAGCUGCAGGAAACGGCAAAACUCUUACCUGGGUUGAUAAACACUGAGAAAAAAGAAGGUGAAAUGACUGAGGAAGAAAAUAGAUCAAGCCCUCUGGCCAGCUCUGGCAGCAGUACACAGCUAAACCCCAGGCCAUCACUAGUCAGUCCAGAUGAUGAUCAAGGAAUUGAAUUGAUUGCAGACUUAAGCAUAAGAAAGAAAUCAAUGAGCAAGAACAAGCCUCCACAAGGUGUGCCUUUGGUGCCAUAUGUUUUCUGUGCAGAGGUUAUCCCUCAGCAUCCAUGCAUUGUACAGCAGUAUCCCCAACAUCACGGGCUUGUUCCUGACAUGUCAAUUAAAGGUAUCAGCUGCUUUAAUAAGGCACCCAAUCCUUCUGGAUUCUCUCAUUCUCCAAACCCAUUGGUUAGCAAUAGGCUAGCAAUGCCCUCAUCUGAUAGAAGGAGCUCAAUACCAAAGCUGCCCCAAAUAACAGCUUCACCUAAACCCCUCACUCAACCCAGCAGACCUCAUCAUUAUUCCGACAAUCCGGUGCGUUGCUCGGCUCGCUUGGUUUCAUCAAACAGCCAUAAAAAACCAGAGGUCCCACUUCCGUUGCAGAAUGUUCGUCAGCAACAUCAAAAGCCUUUACAAGACACAAGCAGGGCCAUGCAUCCCUCGGGAAUGGUACAUGGAGCAUUUCCUUGUAGAAGGAAGCAAAUCACUCAUCCUGGUUAUGCAAAGAGAAAUGCAUUGCCUGUUGAUUCUACUCGACCUGUGGUAUCUUAUAGAGCAACGGCAACACCUGUACAUCCUGAACCUCACUUCUAUAUUAAUCCACAGCCUCAAGUUGCUAACCCACGUGGUUAUGCAAAGAGAAAUGCGUUGCCUGUUGAUUCUACUCCACCUGUGGUAUCUUAUAGAGCAACGGCAACACCUGUACAUCCUGAACCUCGCUCCUAUAUUAAUCCACAGCCUCAAGUUGCUAACCCACCUGGUUAUGCAAAGAGAAAUGCGUUGCCUGUUGAUUCUACUCCACCUGUGGUAUCUUAUAGAGCAACGGCAACACCUGUACAUCCUGAACCUCGCUCCUAUAUUAAUCCACAGCCUCAAGUUGCUAACCCACAGCCUCAAGUUGCUAACCCACGGCCUCAAGUUGCUAACCCACGGCCUCAAGUUGCUAACCCACGGCCUCAAGUUGCUAACCCACUAAAACCUACUAAUGUACAUGUAAAAGCACCUUUUGAUUAUUUGCAAAAAACGUCAAGGAAAAUACUGCUACGCCGACCAGCGAAACCAACCAAGGAGAUUGAACCAGUUGAAGAACAAAGCCAUGCUCUUAUUGAGGAAGAAAGCACUCCUGCAGAGAAAGAAGAGAGAAUUAAAAAGAUAGUACGCAGGGCAACUUUCCUUCACCUUAAUGAGACCGAUGAGAAGGCAAAUUACCUUGUUGACUUCACACAUGUAAACCUGGAUCCAAGAACAAGAGAAAUAAUCAACAAAUUCAGAGGUAGUGUCAUUUGCAAGCUUGACAAUCUAACGGAUGAAAUAAGAGAAGACUAUGAAAAGUUCCUAGAUGAUAUGGAUGCUAUCCAUUACUAUAGAAGAAGACAAGCUGAACAAGUGCUAAAGGAUUACUCACCAAGAUCACUGCUGGCUAUAUCUUCUGCAAUGCCAAACAUAGAAUUGCUCCAAGCAGCUAUUAAGCCUGAAGUCCUCACUCUAGUUUAUGAUUUUAAAAUGGAUUCUUAUGUCUCCCUGUAUAGGAAAAUGAAGGAGCUGCUUGAUGACUACAUGGACGGUGCUAAAGCAAAGUCCAUUGGAUUUGUAUGCAAAGGUGCACCUGGAUAUAUGUAUUUAUUGCAUGGGAAGCCAAUCACUCCAGCAAAGCUACUGAAAGAUAUUGACCUGCUGAAGUUCUGGAAAGAGAUAGGUUCCUUAACGAGUAAAAUAUCAAUUGGUAAUCUUUCAGUAGUGCAUCUAAUGGAAAGCAAUGUUGCUGGAAACCCACAAGGAGUUGAACUUUUGAGUAAUUUUGAAGCUGCUAUGUUUACAAAUAGAGUGAAAGUGGUUUCUCCACAUGAGUUAGAGCCAAAAGGACGUGAAAUGAUUCAAACUUAUUUUUUCCCGGAGAAAUUCAAGAUGUGGAAAAUGAAAAGAAAUUCCAUACUGAGAUUGUAUCCAUACUGAGAUUGUAUCCUGUUAAAGACUAAUCAAUGCACUUUCUUCAUCAAGAACAAUAAUAUUAAUGUGAAUAAUAAUUAAUGUACACUGUAAAUAAUGGGAAUAAUAAUUAAUUUACACUGUAAAUAAUAAUUAUUAAUGUGUUGUUAAUGUGAAUAAUGUAUCAAAUAAUUUAUCAAAAUAAUAAA
Molecule: messenger RNA, 3194 nt
Organism: Amphimedon queenslandica
Lineage: Eukaryota; Metazoa; Porifera; Demospongiae; Haplosclerida; Niphatidae
Exons: 14
Coding region: 763-3012 (749 amino acids)
Biological process (GO): regulation of neuronal synaptic plasticity; regulation of neuron migration
Source: RefSeq, a predicted model, not a curated record